CCACCACCACCACCAUGAACGACCGACGCCGCACCAAUGCCCCCAGCGGCGGCACCAGCGCUCCUGUCUUCGCCCCUGCCCUCCCCAACUAUUCCGGCCCGCGCCCUCAGCGCCCCGUCCGCAGUCGCGCGCCCAACGAGCUGCGCAAGAUCUUCCUCCAAACCGGCAUGACGCCCUCGGCCUCGGGCUCUGCGUACCUCGAGCUCCCACCCCCGGCCAACUCGCCCACCUCGCUGGCCUUCCGCGCCGCCGGCCUCAAGCUCUCCUGCACAGUGCACGGCCCACACCCACUGCCGCGCUCCGCGCCCUUCACGCCAUACCUGCACCUGAGCGCAUCCCUCAAAUUCGCGCCCUUUGCCGCGCACGCCCGCCGGGGCUACGUGCGCGACGCCGCGGAGCGCGACCUCGGCCAGCACCUGGAAGCCGCGCUGCGGGGGAUCGUGCUGGGGGAGCGGUGGCCCAAGAGCGGCGUCGACGUCGUCGUAACCGUGCUGGAAGCCGAAGAGGACGCCUGGCUCGGCAGCGCUGUCGAGGCCAGCACGGGCGCCGCGCGUGCCCAGGGCCAGGGCUGGGCCGCUAUGAACGUGCUCGCGGCGUGCGUCACGGCCGCUAGCGCAGCCAUGGCCGACGCGGGCAUCGACUGCGUCGACCUUGCGGCGGGCGGCAUGGCGGCCUUGGUCCACGACGACAACAACAACAACGGCGUCCUCGUCCUCGACCCCUCCCCCGCUGAACACCGCGCCCUGCGCGCCGCCUGCGCCGUAGCAUACCUCCCCGGCCGCGACGAGAUCACGGAACUCUGGCUCAAGGGCGACGCAGGCGAGCAUGGCGACGCGCUCGUGGAGAAGGCGGUUGAGGCCGCGGUGGGCGCGCAGGCCGUGCUCGCCGAGGCGGUGCGCGAGGCUGCGGCGCGCAAGUUCCCGGCCGAAGCGGCGGCGGGGGGAAAGGUUGGAGGUGCUGGUGCUGCGGAUGUGGAGAUGGUGGCGGCGUAGGGAUAUGCCAUUCAUUGUGCGUGGAGAAGCGGUGCGACGCGAGCAGAACAUUGCUUCCAAAAGCAGGGGCAUGGCAUGGCGCAAGGCUCACCUUCAGGGAAGGGUCAGAAAAAAAGGACACAGCAGUCCGUUGCAUAGCGUAGGCGUUAAGGACAUCACAUUCAAGCACACACGGGCAACGAACGAGAGGAGAACAGCCCAUCGUCGUGGGAAAAGUAGUCAUUUUAAAGGAAAUACAAAAGUCAUGAAUAC
Messenger RNA from Aplosporella prunicola CBS 121167, 1244 nucleotides. RefSeq lists its product as uncharacterized. Gene Ontology annotation, biological process: U4 snRNA 3'-end processing; rRNA catabolic process; nuclear mRNA surveillance. The transcript is spliced from 2 exons. Lineage: Eukaryota; Fungi; Ascomycota; Dothideomycetes; Botryosphaeriales; Aplosporellaceae. Bases 15 to 992 code for a protein of 325 amino acids. The record is from RefSeq and is a predicted model, not a curated record. Gene Ontology annotation, cellular component: nuclear exosome (RNase complex); cytoplasmic exosome (RNase complex); nucleolus.